AUGAAACGUUUCGUUCUGCUUGCUCUUACCGCGGCGUCGUUCGUUCAUGCUAGGGUAUGGAAUGACACCGGCGUUGGCGCUGUCGUUUUUGAAGAGGCGUGGGCACCUCCUGAACUCGCAGCGACAGUGGGUGGUGCACCGGCUCUUGGCAAGACGUUAGCAGACCUUGAAGCAAAUCUCGUUGAUAUCCAUGAUAAAAGGCUGGCGCUUAUGGAUAAGUUUGGUAUCGACUUCAUGGUCCUCUCUUGCGCGCAGCCUUGCGUCCAAGGAGUAUCUGAUCCCGAAGAAGCCGCUGCAAUGGCCGUGGAUCUCAAUAACAACCUAGCGGAUCUUAUUUCGAAUAAUACUCUCCGAUUUGGGGCCUUCGCGGCCUUGGCUAUGCACAAUGCCACUGUGGCCGCACAAGAACUCAACAGGACUGUCAAAGAACUGGGUUUUCUCGGAGCAUUAGUCAAUGAUUAUCAGCAGUCUGGAGCGGAUAAUGACACACUCUUAUACUAUGAUCAGCCGGAAUACGAUGUAUUCUGGCAGAUGGUGACCGAUCUCGACGUACCUGUGUACUUCCAUCCCAGAACGAAUGUCGAGCCCAUCCUGUCGCUCGUAUAUAGCCAUGGCUUCGGUCUGGAAGGCCCUGCCCAAGAAUUUGCAGCAACAUUGUCGACCCAUAUAUUGGGAUUAUGCACAAACGGGGUGUUCGACCGGUUCCCAACUCUUAAAAUCAUUGUUGGCCAUCUUGGGGAGAGAAUUCCCUCGGAUUUAUUCAGGAUUGAUGAACAACUCCUUCGUCAAGUUCCGUUGGGAAUUCCGAUGCAGCGGAAUGUAUCGUCGUAUUGGCUCACCAACUUGUUUGAGACGACUUCUGGAAAUUUCGCGACGGCCCUGUUGCAAUUCCACGCAUCCCAGAUAGGUUUGGACAGGAUUAUGCAUUCGAUUGAUUAUCCGUUUGCUCUGAUUGAAGAAGGCCAGGAGUGGGUCGAUAGUCUGACAGAUGUUUUGGGAGAGGAUGAGCAACUGCAGCUGAAGAGGGGACUAGCGAUAAGCAUGCUGAAGUUGGACGAUUGA
Molecule: messenger RNA, 1062 nt
Organism: Guyanagaster necrorhizus
Lineage: Eukaryota; Fungi; Basidiomycota; Agaricomycetes; Agaricales; Physalacriaceae
Product: amidohydrolase 2
Exons: 7
Coding region: 1-1062 (353 amino acids)
Biological process (GO): secondary metabolic process
Cellular component (GO): cytoplasm; cytosol
Molecular function (GO): carboxy-lyase activity; hydrolase activity
Source: RefSeq, a predicted model, not a curated record